GACAAUGGAAUUAUUUAAGUACUUUCCCACAGGCUACACCUCGGUCCUGUGGCUGCUGGCUCUCUCUCUUUUGCUGAUCGUUUCUGUUAUCCGGCGGAGAGUUCCCAGGAAUUUCCCUCCUGGACCGACUCCGCUUCCUCUGAUCGGGAACCUGCACCAACUGGACCUCAGGAGGCUGGACUGGUCUCUCAUGGGGCUCGCGGAGAAAUAUGGAAGCGUAUUUUCAGUGGAGAUUGGCCCGUUGAAGGCAGUGGUGUUGACCGGCUACGAUGCAGUGAAAGAUGCUCUUGUGAAUCAUGCUGAUCUAUUCACUGGGAGGCCACGCAUCCCAAUAUAUGACGAUUUUUCAUUCCGAAAUGGGGUUAUAUUCAGUGAUGGGAAGUUGUGGCAGGACAACCGGAAGUUUGUGAUCUCAGCUCUCCGAGGCUUUGGCAUGGGCAAGAAAUCCAUUGAGGACAGGAUCACUGAAGAAGCCAGCUUUCUUGUCAAUGUAUUCGAGAGUCAUAAGGGUCAGCCUUUUGAAACGGCACAGAUUAUGUAUUUAGCCGUGAGCAAUAUUAUCUGUUCUAUCAUGUUUGGAGACCGUUUUGAUUAUAACAAUGAAGUGUUCGUCCAUCUGACAAACAUGAUGAAUGAGAACACGAGACUGAUUGGAACAGCUCCAUUACAUCUGUACAACGCUUACCCAUCACUGGGAUUUCUGAUUCCGGGUCGCCAGAAGAUUAUUGAAAAUCAAGUGAAGAUGCACGAAAUCUUUGAAGGAUUCUUCAAAGCUGCCAAAGAGACGUUGAGCGAAAUCAGCAUCCAGACAUUCUGCGAGGCCUUAAUUAUGAGACACCAACAGGAAUUAGGAAGUCAAGAUAUAGAGAUUAAGGAAAAGGAUAUCCUGGUUACAAUCAAUGACCUGUUUGCAGCUGGCACAGAAACGACCUCCACUACCAUUUGCUGGGGACUCGUUCUCAUGAUAAACUAUCCAGAAAUUCAGAGGAAAGUUCAAGAUGAAAUUGAUCGGGUUAUAGGAGCUGGUCGAUUCCCAAGAACAGGAGACCAGAGACACAUGCCCUACACCGACGCUGUAAUUCAUGAGAUCCAGAGGUUUGCCAACAUCAUGCCCAUGAACCUACCUCAUUCGACAACCAAGGAUACGCAUUUCAGAGAAUAUUUCAUUUCAAAGGGAACCUACGUUAUUCCUUUACUGACCUCGGUGCUGUACGAUAAAACUCAACGGGAAAACCCAAAUGAGUUUAACCCAGCUCACUUCCUGGAUGCUGAUGGGAAUUUUGUGAAGACAGACACACAACUUACUGUACUGACGGUGCCCUGUUCUUUUUCAGGUCGGAGGGUGUGCGCUGGUGAGGCUUUGGCUAAAGUGGAGCUUUUCCUGUUCUUCACCACCCUGCUGCAGAAGUUCCAUUUCCAGGCUCCACCAGGUGUGACGGACCUGGAUACCAGCCCGAGAAUAGGCUUAGUCACCAACCCGAAACCUCACCGGGUGUGUGCUGUGCCUCGCUGAUGGGACCAGCGACAGUCCCAGCAAAUCUUUCACCACUGAGUUCACAAGUGUGGGGCCUGCAAUCCAACAUGAGGCAGGACUGUUACUGGAUUUCCCUAUCUCUAUCCAAUUUGCAAUGCAAUCUUUUACGCUUUGUACAAAUCUAUACCACACCAUCUUCACUUCUGUAACUGUAACGUUUUCGUGGAAUUAAUUGGGAAUUUUCUCCAAUUAUAAAAGGAGGCAGAAAUUCCUUGGAAAGUUCGAACUUUCUUUGCAAAUUAACUCAGAACCCAUUCCAGA
This is a messenger RNA of Rhincodon typus (whale shark), 1795 nucleotides long. Its product is annotated as cytochrome P450 2K1-like. The transcript is spliced from 9 exons. Gene Ontology annotation, cellular component: intracellular membrane-bounded organelle; cytoplasm. The record is from RefSeq and is a predicted model, not a curated record. Gene Ontology annotation, molecular function: heme binding; oxidoreductase activity, acting on paired donors, with incorporation or reduction of molecular oxygen, reduced flavin or flavoprotein as one donor, and incorporation of one atom of oxygen; iron ion binding. The coding region runs from base 5 to 1513 and encodes 502 amino acids. Gene Ontology annotation, biological process: xenobiotic metabolic process. Lineage: Eukaryota; Metazoa; Chordata; Chondrichthyes; Orectolobiformes; Rhincodontidae.